Molecule: messenger RNA, 636 nt
Organism: Knipowitschia caucasica
Lineage: Eukaryota; Metazoa; Chordata; Actinopteri; Gobiiformes; Gobiidae
Source: the annotation of a GenBank genome assembly
AUGCGUAAUCUCAAGGUUCACUCAGUACACUCUGCCAAAGUGGAUGAGAUAAGGCGGUUGGCUCCGAGGCUUCUGUCUGAGACCGGCGGGACCUCAGCCUGCGCAGCGCGUGCAGCCAUCGAAAGGGAGGAAGCCAACUCCAAAAGUCUCUGCACCUCCAUCACCUCGAAGGAUCUCAACACCACCACCACCUCGAAGGAUGUCAACACCACCACCACCUCGAAGGAUCUCAACAUCACCACCACCUCGAAGGAUCUCAACACCAUCACCGCCUCAAAGGAUCUCAACACCUCCACUGUCAUCAGAAGCAGCUGCAUCAUCACCAGCAGCAGCUGCAUCAUCACCAGCAGCAGCACCAGCUGCACGACCACCACCAACAUCCUCAUCCCCAGCCUGCUCCAAAGCAGCCACGCCUUCUUCAUCUACAGCGCCUCUGAAGCCCCCAUCCUCACCCCAGCCUACAGCAGACAGGCCUGUGCUGGGGUUUCCUCAACCACCUGCCCCUCCAUCAAAGACUCCCUCGCCACCUCCCAUGGACCUGUCUUGGGUCCCCCCUGCCCCGUCCACUCCAUCAAGAGAGAAUGGGGACACCUCCCUUUGUUUUUCAUCCCCGCCUUCACUGUUAGACCUACCUGA